Messenger RNA from Momordica charantia (bitter melon), 4395 nucleotides. The record is from RefSeq and is a predicted model, not a curated record. Lineage: Eukaryota; Viridiplantae; Streptophyta; Magnoliopsida; Cucurbitales; Cucurbitaceae.
ACCAUCGCGGCUCCGCGCACUCCUUGGUUAUUUACUUUCCUCCAUUGUAUGGCAAUGGAGUUUAUCAAUAUGUGUCCAAUGGCGUCCGCAAUUCAUCGGGAAAUCAUCGUCGACAACGACGACGACGAUUUCGACUGGGAAGCAGCUGUCAAGGAAAUUGACGUCGCCUGCCUAUCUGGAAUUCCCUCUACUUCGUCACGCUCACUUCAUCCUUCCCUCGUAGCGUCCUCCGACGCCUCUGCAGAUAAUCCAGCGUCUUUUCCAUUUCUCGAGGAGAAUAAAAAACGCGGAGCUUCUCGGCAGCCUACACUUCACAGAUUUAUGGUAAAUCCCAACACCAAGCUUCGAAAUAAAACCCUGGACGUCGAAGAACCGGUUCAAGAUCGCGGAAUUGUCGAAGAGUUGGAUAGUCUUAUUGACAUCGACGAGGAGGCAGCUAAGACUUGGAUAUAUCCAGUUAAUGUUCCUCUUCGGGAUUAUCAGCUAGCUAUUACCAAGACAGCACUAUUUUCAAAUACGUUGGUGGCUUUGCCCACAGGACUUGGAAAGACUCUCAUUGCUGCAGUUGUAAUGUAUAACUACUUCAGAUGGUUUCCAGAGGGAAAAAUAGUAUUUACUGCUCCUUCCCGACCACUGGUCUUGCAACAGAUAGAAGCAUGCCAUAAUAUUGUGGGAAUACCACAAGAAUGGACAAUUGACAUGACAGGUCUGAUAAAUCCUACAAAAAGAGCAUGUUUUUGGAAAAGUAAAAGAGUUUUCUUUGUUACACCACAAGUUCUAGAGAAGGAUAUUCAAUCUGGCACAUGUUUAGUGAAAUACUUAGUUUGCCUAGUGAUUGAUGAAGCCCAUCGAGCACUUGGAAAUUAUUCUUACUGUGUUGCAGUUCGUGAGUUAAUGAUGGUACCUGUGCCACUAAGAAUACUAGCCUUAACUGCCACACCAGGAUCAAAGCAGCAGGCUAUUCAGCAAAUCAUUGACAACUUACAUAUUUCAACCCUUGAAUAUCGCGAUGAAAGUGAUCAUGAUGUCAGUCCAUAUGUUCAUGACAGGAAAAUAGAGUUGAUGCAAGUUGCAAUGGGAGAAGAUGCUGUUGAGAUAAAUAAUAAGCUCUUGGAAGUUAUACGUCCAUUUGUGGCUAAGCUUUGUUCAAUGGGAAUGCUCCAGAAUAGAGAUUACAGAACGGUAUGGUACAAAACUCUUGUUGCACUUUUUUUUUUGCUGGCCCCUGCCUCACCUCCACCAGCCCAUCCACACAUUAAAUGUCAAGACGUGGAGGGUUUCUUUGGAGUACUCAUUACACUAUAUCAUAUACGUAAGUUACUUUCAAGCCAUGGAAUAAGGCCAGCAUCAGAGAUGCUGGAAGAGAAACUGCAUCAAGGGUCUUUUGCAAGAUUUAUGAGCAAAAAUGAUCAUAUCUGCAAAGUAAGACUCAUAAUGGAGAAGAGCUUGUCCCAUGGUGCACCAAGUCCCAAAUUGUCCAAAAUGAUGGAAGUAUUGGUCGACCAUUUUAAAACUAAGGAUCCACAAUAUUCAAGGGUGAUUAUAUUCUCAAAUUUCAGAGGCAGUGUAAGGGACAUUAUGGAUGCAUUAGCCAAAAUUGGAGACAUAGUCAGAGCUACUGAGUUUAUUGGUCAAAGCUCAGGAAAAACUCUCAAAGGUCAAUCACAAAAAGUUCAACAGGCUGUAUUGGAGAAAUUUCGUGCUGGUGGGUACAAUGUCAUUGUUGCCACAUCAAUUGGUGAAGAAGGCUUGGAUAUAAUGGAAGUUGAUCUUGUCAUCUGUUUUGAUGCAAACAUUUCACCAAUAAGAAUGAUUCAGCGGAUGGGCAGAACUGGAAGAAAGCAUGAUGGACGAGUGGUAGUUUUAGCUUGUGAAGGGUCAGAAUUGAAGGGUUACAUGAGAAAGCAAACAAACAGCAAGUCUAUAAAGAGACACAUGCAAAAUGGGGGAAUGAAUAGCUUCAACUUUCAUGGUUGCCCAAGAAUGAUUUCCCAUGCUAUCAGGCCGGAAGUCCAGUUUGUUAAGAUGUCAAUUAAACAAUUUGUCCGUCCUGGAAAGAAAGUGAAAGAUGAUCAUACUGCUCAGACAACAUUGUUUAAGAAAAAGCUAACUGAUGUUGAGACUAAAUUACUUCUCAAGUAUUUCCAUCCAUGUGAAGACACAUGGAGGCCGUCACUUAUUGCCUUUCCUCACUUCCAGACUUUUCCCUCGAGAACCCAUGCAGUAAUGCAUUCAAGUAGAACAAUGGUUCUAAUUGACACAAUGCAACACUUGGAAGGACUUCACUUUUCUAGAGAUUCUGAAGCCAUUUCUGUUGAGGAGAAAUCAUGCAUUAGAGAACUAUUUGGAGCAGGCCACAUUGAAAAAUGUUAUGGCGGCAAAAGAGGUUCACUUAAUGAAGUCAACGCUUCAAAAGCAGAAUUAGAUGGACCAUUAGUCCAUCCUGAAGUCUUACCACCUCCAAAUCCUGCAGAAAAUAAUUGUAUUUCUGAUUACUGUUUUUCGAAGCAUUCUAUAAACAUAGACCACUUUGGUUCUGAUUUUGUAUCUGUCGAUGCCAUGGGAAAGGACCAAAUGUCUCAUUCCCCUGUGUUCUCUACAAAAAAUUUCUUGCAUCCCAACUCUGUUGCUGCAGGCAGUAAAAUAUUGUUGAGUUCUGAGCUAGGUUCUUGCAGUGUAAGAACUGCUCAGGACUUGACCGUGCAGACUGAAGCUGUUAAUAAACCAACAACUUCUCAAACAAAAUUCUUACAGGAUGAAAUUCUAUCAAGCCCUGAAACAGAUGGUGUGAAUGUCUUGGAAGACAAAGCAAUGAAUCAGAUUGAGACAAUUCAUCAAACUGCUAUCUCGAACAGAACGUUGUUUAAUAAAGGGGAUAGUGCCAGUGAAAUGCCCGUUGUUUUAGAAAUUGAGCCACAAUUCCCACUAGCUGAUGAAUGCAGCAUAAUCGAGACGCAGCUUAGUCCUCGUCUCACUAAUCUCGUCAAAAGUGGUUUUGUUCCAGAUUCACCCAUUGAUGAUUGUGGAAAUUCAAGCAGACAAAGGAUAUAUGAGUUUACAAUACCAGAGUUUAUCUUGCCUGUCCAAGUGGAUGGUGAACAGCUUUUAAAAUCUCCAAGCCUUGGGACAAGUGAAAGAAUUAAUUGCAAUGGGGGCUCCUGUGCUGGAGAUGACGUUUUUCUCUCCACUGGUGAAGUUCAACCUUCUCUACUUAAGGAGAAUGAUAGUGUGAUAAUAAAAUCACGUGCCUCUAUUUCUCCUGUGGCUGAUGAAACACAAACUCCCUUGGCCAUUAUUGCAAGCAGUUGUGGCAGUGAAGAUUGGCAUUUAGUUCCUGGAGAAAAGUCGAGCAGUAUACAGAAGCCUCGCAAAUUUAAAAGGUUGCGAAAGAUUGGAGAUGUGGAGAAAAAUGAGAACAUGGAAAGCAUGGUAGGAACUUUGGUUCCUCCAAUGGCAAAUAUAGUCGGAACUUUUUCUAGCACCAGACCAACAAAAAAAAAGAAACGUGAUGGUGAAAGGAGACUUGAUGACAAUGUUAGAGCAUUUAUUGAGGAGGAAGCUGAGGUUACUUCGGAUGCAACCAUAUCUGAGGAUGAAGAAGAUGACAAGAUUAAGAGCUCGUUUGAUAGUUUCAUAGAUGACAGGGUUAGUGCUAGUGGCGGCACGUGUACUCAAGAUGAAACAGGCAGACCUGAUAUGAUGGCAGUUUACAGGCGUUCUUUGCUGAGUCAAUCACCAUUCGGGAGGCUGACUUCACCCCUCUCGGCCCGGGUAGCUGAAACUGAAAGUGAAAAUUCUUCUGGCAAGACAUUGAAUAUUUUCCAUUCAACUCUAAAAGAACAUGUCAAUCAAUCUUCAGAAUAUGUCAAAAUGAACCGUAGCCCCGAAGUUGUAACUUCUGCAACCGGUUGCUGCUCAAGAGCGGCAGAAGUGGAAAGCAGGAAAAAAAUUCUGACAUUUUAUGCAUCAGAAUCUGUUCCUAAACUUAGUUUGGAGAAAUUGUUUGAGUUUGAGGUGACAGGAAGAGAAUCAAUGAACGAUGUUGACUUGAACGGAAAUGUGCUUAAUGAUGAUGAUGAGUUUUACGAAAGUCUUGACCUUGAUGCAGUCGAGGCCCAGGCAAAACUGUUCCUUGAAAAGAAAGUUGAAUUGCCUCAGAUGAUGGUUCCUCAGAAACAGAAGAGCUUUGAUCUUGAUACUUCUCCAUCUUUUGAUCUUGGGAUAUAAUCAUUUUUUAGGGCCCCCACCCAAUUCUUUUCGUGAUUAGUACAUAUCAAGUUGCAAAUAUACUUUAAGUUAUGUUUUAGUGGUUGUGUGGGGAGUAUGUAAAAAACAAAUACCUAUGCUGUAGAAAAAUUAUUGAAAUAAGAACUUCAACUAUGUUACAAUAUAGGU